Entelurus aequoreus (snake pipefish) is the source of this 3380-nucleotide messenger RNA. It is a transcript of the gene stx1b, whose product is annotated as syntaxin 1B. The record is from RefSeq and is a predicted model, not a curated record. Gene Ontology annotation, biological process: exocytic insertion of neurotransmitter receptor to postsynaptic membrane; intracellular protein transport; vesicle fusion. The transcript has 10 exons. Gene Ontology annotation, cellular component: plasma membrane; SNARE complex; endomembrane system. NCBI's taxonomy places the organism in Eukaryota, Metazoa, Chordata, Actinopteri, Syngnathiformes, Syngnathidae. Gene Ontology annotation, molecular function: SNAP receptor activity; SNARE binding. Bases 263 to 1129 code for a protein of 288 amino acids.
CGCCCCUCCCCCACUCGCUGCGUUGCGGGGCCACAGUGUGACCGCAGCGCACCGCCGAGGAGAAGAGGACACGCGUGGGGGCAGCACGAGGCUCCGAGACCACAGCAGGGGGUCGAGAGGAAGAGGAAGAGGAAGAGGAAGCCGUCCAUCCUCUUCGUCACUUUCCGUGUUCGCUCGACAGAGGCGGGAAGCCCCCCCUCCCGCCCCCCCACUUCAUCCUCGACCCCUCCCGGACUGAAGAUCCUCCUCAUCGUCAGCAGCCAUGAAGGACCGCACGGCGGAACUGCGAAGUGCUAAAGACAGUGACGAUGACGAGGAGGUGGUGCAAGUGGACCGAGAUCACUUCAUGGAUGAGUUCUUUGAGCAGGUGGAGGAGAUACGAGGCUGCAUAGAGAAGCUGUCUGAAGAUGUAGAGCAGGUGAAGAAGCAGCACAGCGCCAUCUUGGCCGCACCCAACCCUGAUGAAAAGACCAAACAGGAGUUGGAGGAUCUCACAGCUGACAUCAAGAAGACGGCCAAUAAAGUUCGUUCAAAACUAAAAGCAAUCGAGCAAAGUAUCGAGCAGGAAGAAGGCCUCAACAGAUCUUCGGCGGACCUCAGGAUCCGCAAGACGCAGCAUUCCACGCUGUCCCGCAAGUUUGUGGAGGUGAUGACGGAGUACAACACCACGCAGUCCAAGUACCGCGACCGCUGCAAGGACCGCAUCCAGAGACAGCUGGAGAUCACCGGAAGGACGACCACCAACGAGGAGCUGGAGGACAUGUUGGAGAGUGGCAAGCUGGCCAUCUUCACGGAUGAUAUCAAGAUGGACUCCCAGAUGACCAAGCAGGCUUUGAACGAGAUCGAGACUCGACACACGGAGAUCAUCAAGUUGGAGAACAGCAUCCGCGAACUCCACGACAUGUUUGUGGACAUGGCCAUGCUGGUGGAGAGUCAGGGCGAAAUGAUUGACAGAAUCGAGUACAACGUGGAACACUCGGUGGACUACGUGGAGCGAGCCGUGUCCGACACCAAGAAGGCCGUCAAGUACCAGAGCCAAGCCCGCAAGAAGAAGAUCAUGAUCAUCAUCUGCUGCGUCAUCCUGGGCGUGGUCUUGGCGUCGACCAUCGGCGGGACGCUGGGCUUCUGAGCUUCCUGUCGCCGUGACGACCGCCAGCCGGAGGAAGAAAAAGCCCAAAAACUUGAACCACCAAUGCAAGAAGAAAACCAAUCAGCAAACGGGACACACUUGGGGUGGGCCGAGGUCCAACAUUCCCACAAAUCAAACCCCCUCAAACGCACCGCCGUGUAAACGGAAGGUUCCGGCAAACGCAUCGAUGUAAACCUAGAAGCUACGCACGCUUUUUUCUUUCUGUCUUCUUUAACUUUGCUUUUUCGGGAGGACGGCGACGGCGAGUGCCGCUGGGCGGGGCUUCUGCGGGACGAGCGCCCGCUCGCUUCUAGGAGAGCGUGUCCGGACGCCGUCCUGCAGAAAGAGCCCCACCCCCACCUGCCCACGUUAGGAGGGCGGGUCCGACCUUGCCCUGACCCCGCCCCUCAUUGGUCGCUCACUCUCACGUGACCUUUGACCGCCAGCAGGGGCGGAGUCAGGGGGCGGGGGGGGGGUGGGAACUCCACCGAGAGUCAAUCUAUGCAGUUAAGACACAAGCGCGACUCGUCAAGUUGACUUUAGCCCCGCCCACCCGAGUGCCGCGGCCAUGUUGAGUUUUGUGGUUUUGUGCUGCCGCCGUUUCUGUGACUUCCUGUCGAGUUCGCCUGAGCCCUCGUUUUGGCCGAGUGUGUUUGUGGUCGUCUCGGUGACACAGGUGCUACCAAUCGGGAGAGGCUCCUCCCCCUCCUAGAGUCAUGUGACGUGGUGUCCCACUGGGAGCUCCUCCCCCUCCUCGAGUCAUGUGAUGUGGAGCAGCCUCCCCCAGCAAACAUUGCAUGUGGUGUGUUAGCUUACGUUCUGCCACGGGAGGGUUCAUCCGCCGCACUCGCCGUUCAAGCAAUAACUGCGGCCGGGAAGCUGGCGAGUCCCGCUGACAUCCGGCGUGGCGGCUCGGACGCGAACAGGAAGUGGGCUCGUUGAAGUAGUGCGUGUUGUGUAGUCGUUAGAUGUCGUGUCGUGACGUGUGACAAAAAAAGAGCGUUUCCUUUUCAUUUGGCGUCCACCAAAGUCGUGUUGUGUUGAAACUAAACGUGCGCUUGUCCCCGCCUCCCCGCCCAUCCCGGCCACGUCGCCGUGGUCAAAGCGAUGACGUCGUCGUCCCCCCCGCAGACGCAGACAUGGCGGCAUGAAGGCAGGGGGCGUGUCCCAGUAUUCCUGUCUUUUUCUGUGUUGACGUUUUUAGGCGAGACGACGGCGAGGAUAAGCCCCGCCCCCCCCCGCGUGUCCCGAUAUUUGGCAUGCGACGCGUCGUGGAGUUUGCAUGAAGAUGUUUCCCCGCCUCCUGACCUGCCGCCAUGUUGCGCACUUUACUCCGUUAGCACGCUAGUUCCCGCUUCUUUUCACACGACGCCCCGCCCCCCCCGCCCGCCCGCCCGCCCUCGCCGCGACACAAGUCACUUUUCACGUUGGCCACGCAAACCAAAGCGAAGUGAGUCGCCGGAGACCAGCGAGCCGCCAUUAGCCGCCGUUAGCCGUUAGCACGCGCUCCUCCAUCUUUGUAGUCCCGACGACGAAGCUCUCUGUCUUCCUGAAACGAUUUCCCAAAUGGUUGCCGUGACAACUUGGGAGUCAGUAUUGCGUGGGAGGAGUCUGGGGGGGGCACGUGGCCAAUAGGAAAGACUUGUCGCUAUAGCGAUGAUGUAAUUAUUGUAAAUAGGAGAAAAAGACCACCUGCAUGUUUAUCUUCCUGACAAAGUCGACGCCCUCUUGAUGCUGUCCUCUCCGCCCCGGAAGUGAGGCUCCGCCCACUGGCUGCUCUGGUCAAAGUGCUUCCCGCCAUCUCCUGGCCCCGCCCCUUCCACCUCCCACAGGCCGGCCUUGACAAAGCGUGCAAUACCGGAGGCGAGGCGGCCAGAUGCAGGAGCUCCACCCACACGACACGAGAGCUCCGCCCACCCGACGUUGACCAAUAGGGGACAGCCUCUUCGACUUUGCCAGGAAACGCAACUUGUGUCCGUUUCUUUUGUGUUUGUGUGCCUAGUGUAACGUAAAGCCAUCUGUCCCCGCCCACACUUAAGACACGCCCACCAUUCGCGACAGCCCCGCCCCCCUCUCGUUCUGCUGUUGGCUGUUUAGUUCCUGUGACGUGCCAGUACCCCCCAUCUUUGACCCCUGGAUCUUUAAGACGACAACUCUAUGCAGAAGCUGUCUUUUAUAAGUGUGUCCGACAUUUUGUUUCAGAGGAAAUAUUACACAAAUAUGAAGAAAUAAAGAAGGAUUGUUCAGUGUU